AUGAACAUCUACCGGAAUAUGGCUUGCACUCCUGCGAAUAAUAAUGUAGUCUGUCUGGAGUUAGACGAAAGUAAAGAUCCUUAUCUCCUUUACCUUCCUGUUGUAUUUUACCGUCAAUUACACAACUUCUCCUCAUUGUCAUCGCAUCAACUGCAGAACUCAAGCCAAGAACAUGAUAUGAAUCAUCUCUAUUCAGGGAGUAUUGUUUUCACACAUGCAAACAUUUUUCUUACUCUCACUUUUCUCCCAGACGAUAUUCAUAGUCAUUCCUCUUGUGAUGGUAAGUUUAGAGAUACGGAUAAAACGACAAUAGAGGUAAUUGUUUUUAGUGAUAUCAUUGAAGCAGUAACGGGGUUUAGACGAUAUCUAACGGAUAAGGCAGAUAAUAAUGAAUGUUGUUGCUAUAUGCUUGAACUUAUGGGAGGAGUUUACUCCAUUUUCUUUAACCGUGAUGAAACACAAUUAGUACGGCCUUAUUCUUCCCAUAAUACGUUGAAUGAAAAACAGAAUGAUGGGAAUGUUACGGUGGAAAAUAUCGUUCCUGAAUGGGUACAUCGUGUAGAGGAACUUAUUGGAGAAGAAUGUAUUGAAUUAACUACCCGGCAUCCAAGUAACUCUAACUGUAGUGAUGAUCAUCAUUAUGAUGAUGAACACCCAUUGGGGGUUGAGCAUACCACUAUUUCUUGGGAAACUCUUCGGGAAAAUGUGAGGACACAACUCUCUUCUACAUUAAGUACAAAUGCAGCUGACUUAGUGGAAUUGGAGGCACAACGACAAUGUCAUCUCAAUAAUGCGCUUGCUGCAUAUAUAUCGUUAAUACAUGAAGAACAUGCUGAGAUGGAAACAAUUCUUCUGCAGUGGAUCUCUACAUCUAUUCAAAUCAAAACAGCAACAGGAGUACCAAAACUUCCGAAGGUGAAUCUUGCGUCAACAUCAUUAAGUCUGCGCAGACAUAUGGAUGAAUUGGAUGAUUCAUACUCUUUUGAUGGACGUAGUGCGAAUAUCACAGAUGAAGUAAUGAUGUUGCUAGCAGAAGAAGAAAUGGUGGCUCGGAUGAAGUUAGAAAAGUAUACGGCUACUACACAAAAGGUAAAAGGUGUGUGA
Trypanosoma theileri is the source of this 1104-nucleotide messenger RNA. RefSeq lists its product as uncharacterized. The coding region runs from base 1 to 1104 and encodes 367 amino acids. The transcript has a single exon. NCBI's taxonomy places the organism in Eukaryota, Euglenozoa, Kinetoplastea, Trypanosomatida, Trypanosomatidae. The record is from RefSeq and is a predicted model, not a curated record.